Pecten maximus is the source of this 3099-nucleotide messenger RNA. RefSeq lists its product as uncharacterized. Bases 846 to 1724 code for a protein of 292 amino acids. The transcript is spliced from 12 exons. Lineage: Eukaryota; Metazoa; Mollusca; Bivalvia; Pectinida; Pectinidae. The record is from RefSeq and is a predicted model, not a curated record.
AUUGAAAGUCUCCAGGAUCAUCCAACAUUUGCCAUGUCCAUGAUUGGAAGUGAGGGUUUGACAGUGAUUCGGAAUGACCAGUUUGAUUUACAAGAUCAAGUGCCAGGUUGCUGCCUUAAAGCGUGCUCAAUACAUCAGGUAUAUGGAUGAAGUUAAAAGGAAAGAAACUGAAGACUUUAUUACACUGUUUGAAACAGAAUGGACUGAUGAGAUUUCAAGUAUAGCAAGGCAGAGUUCAUCGGAAGCCAAAUACAACAAACAGAACAUGCUGCCUUUGACAAGAGACCUAAUAAAGCUGAAGAAACACUUGGAUGACCAGAUUUCAAUUCUCCUGAAAAAGCUAGAAGGUGGAAAGGAAAUGGAAGGAGGAACAGUGCGGAAACUAGCAGAAAUUCUUCUUGCUAAGAUAAUCACUUUUAACAAGAGAAGGGGGGAAGAACCAGCCAAAAUGAUGAUCAAAUCCUUCGAAAAUCGCAUUCGGUCAUCGGAUAAAGGCAAUGCAGAGAUUGCAUUUUCUGCUUUUGAAAAAAAAAUAAUGACAAAAAUGCAGCUGGUUGAAGUUGUUGGGAAACAGAACAGGAAAGUACCAAUACUCCUUACUCCAAAUAUGGUCACAGCUCUGGAAAUAGUGAUAAAGUAACACAGAUCACCCAACAAUCCUUAUGUCUUUGAAAAGAAAGAGGACACACAUUUGCGAGGGUAUGACUGUGUAUCUAAGGCUUGUAGAGAGACAAACCUAGAACAACCACAUCUUGUGACAUCAACAGCACUUCAAAAGUAUAUGGCGACUGUGACACAGGUUAUGAGCAUGAAGGAAACAUAGUUGGAAAGAAGUAGCACGCCACAUGGGGCAUGAGUUAGCAGUGCAUCGAAAGUUCUAUAGACUGCCGGAGGAUGUGACAGAACUCGCUAAAGUCAGCAAGCUUUUGUUAGCAGUGGAAAACGGCUGUGCUAGCAGAUUCAAAGGGAAAUAUCUUGAUGAUAUUGACAUGCAUGAUCUCGACACACAAACUUACUCUCCCAUAAGUGAUCCUUCACUAGCCCAAACUCCAAAUUCUUCUGGGGAAAAUGAAAAUGAGUGUAUGGAUGAAGAAUGCUUAGAUCUUGACACACAAUCUUACUCUCCUGUAAGUGAUCCUUCACUCAUCCAAACUCAAACUUCUGCUGGGGAAAAUGAAAAUAAGCAUAUGGAUAAGGAAUGCCUAGAAAGACGACAAAAAGCAAUCAAAAGAAAACGGGUGAAGAGAAUGGCUGUUAUUGUUUCUGAUUCUGAAGAAGAAGCAGAGGAUGAAGUAGGACCAAAAAAGGUUCUCUGCAAAAGGAAAAGUACAACGAAAUGUGAUCUAGACAUUGAACAGUAUGAUUCUGAACAAUACAAUUCUGAUCGGGAUCCGGAAUUUAAAGUGCCACGUGAUGAAUCCACAGAUGUAGAUGAUUCUGAAUCAGAAAUGGAAACAUCUAGACCUAGUAAAUCAAAUCCACCUUUGAAAAAACAAAGAAUGCAAUGGAAACCAGAGCAACGCAGUGCAAUAGAAGAUUUGAUUUUGCCUGCUGUCAUAAAAAACAAGAAGCCACCAAGGAAGGAUUUAGUUCUGAAAACCCAAAAGCAGUCAAACUGUUUAAAAAAUGUCCAUUGGAAACAGAUCAAAUACAAUGCUUGUGCAAUGUUUCAACAGUAUAAGAAAAAACAAAAUGAAAUAACAGCAAAAUUACUGAAACAUUAGACACCAUCAUAUAUAUUAUAUAUAUGUGUUAAUAGAGGAGAACAGAAGUGCCGUUAUCUUCACCAGGUAGUUAUGACUUACAAAAUUGGACUUAGUAGAUAUUUAUAAACUCGACUUGUGAAAGCUUUGCUUUUGUGGUACGUCCAUUAAAGUUCAGAGUAUAAUGCAUCUGUCUAUCUGUUUAUCAGUUUUUUUAAUUAAGUCACUUGAUGAUACUUGCAUCAUGUACACAGCUGGGAGCUGAUUUUUUUUUUACCGCUGUGCAAUCAGAAGAUAUCUGUUUUCUACUUCACUUGCCUCACACCUCAUUUCAUAGGUAUUGAAAAGUAUACUUUGAUCUUUGACCUUGCAUAUGCUCUCAAGGUUAAAUUACAAAUAUAGUUUGACCUUUACAGCAUACUUCAAGAACAACAGAUCUAGAAUUCAGUGUCAAAUUUUGUACCUUAAUUUUCUCUGAUGAUUAGUUUAGCAUUGUGAAGCAAAUUUGGUUGGCUUAAACAAGAAGUCACCUUCACUGUCAAUGUCUGUUAGGACAACAAAUAUUGGAGAGAGGAAGAAAUACUUUAUUGUAGGACAUAUAUACUGUCGUCAGAUAGUUUAAAUUCAUUUAGAAAAAAAUGAACUCGAGGGUAUAUUGAUGAUUUAAAACAACUUAUUUUCGUGUCAUCAGCUUAGAUAAAACUACAACUUACAUUACCUCAGGUUCCAAAAUUGCCUUGCUAAUGGUUUUACAAUUGUUGCAUAAUAUGUUUCUGUUAUGUGAACAAACUUGUAAAUUGAUACUUUUCAUUUAGUUUAAGAUAAGGAUAAUAAUUCAUCCUGGAAAUUGUUCAUUCAUUUGUUAUAUAUACAGUUGUAUAUUAUUGGAUAAAGUCUCAGGUGACCUACUAACUGUUAAUGUGUGUCUGUCAUUCAAAAAAACAAUCUGCAUUUUCAGUUUCAUAAUAACGGUGAGGGCUAUUGGUGCUCAAAUGGGGGAAAAUAGGUACUUAUGAUGAACGUCUACCAAAAUUGCCUGGGAAGCUCUUGUUAUUCAAUGACAGGAUGUCUUAGAUAAACGUGUAUAUCAAUUCUUGAAACAUGUAAAUAUAUUUUCAAUUGGGGUGACUGUUUAGGAUCAUGGUCCUUUUGCUUUCAGAAACAAUUACAGUGUAAAAGGAACAUUGUACAAUCGGUUUUGAUUGAUAAUCUCUUAAUUAAGUGCAAAAUGUCUUCAUGUUUCAGGUCAAUUUCAUGUGAACAUUUUCAGGUCAAAUUGACAUCAAGACAUUUUGCCUGUGUAAUGUAUUAUAGUCAGUUCACACAGGUGUCUGUUUUGACAAGAGCAUUUGUCAAAUUAUAUAUUUCAUGUCAUUUUCUUCAAAGAAAAUAAAGA